Pyrenophora tritici-repentis Pt-1C-BFP is the source of this 1290-nucleotide messenger RNA. NCBI's taxonomy places the organism in Eukaryota, Fungi, Ascomycota, Dothideomycetes, Pleosporales, Pleosporaceae. The record is from RefSeq and is a predicted model, not a curated record.
AUGAACUCAAAGUCGUUGCGCCGUCUGGCCGCCGACCACGGCUCCCUUCACACUGCCGGCCUUCCUCCCAACUACCUCUUCCCUCCCGAAUCAGACAGCUCUGCUGAUCUCACCUCGCUCGACAUCCUGCUCGCCGGCCCGGUCGGCACUCCCUAUGCAAGUGGUGUAUGGCGACUACACCUCGACAUCCCGCCCACCUACCCAACCGCACCACCUACAGCCCAAUUCCGGACCCGGUUAUGGCACCCCAAUAUCGACGAGGCUACAGGCGCCGUCUGUGUGGAGACGCUGAAACGUGAUUGGAGCAGUACGCUGAAGCUCCGGGACGUCCUCGUCACUAUAUCAUGUCUAUUAAUACAGCCGAAUCCCGCGAGUGCCCUGAACGAGGCGGCAGGAAAGCUAGCCGUCGAAGACUGGGACGGCUACUGCAGAAGAGCAAAGCUCAUGACGGACAUUCACGCCGCCGUGCCGACGAGUCUCGCAAAGGACGUCAGGGAAGCCCAGAUGCGCGGUGAAGACAAGACCACGGAACCCGAACAGCCCAUAGCGAAGCCGCACUCCAAGGGCAAAGAAAAGGAGCGUGUCAAGGUCACGCCCGGCGGGCCCAAACUACAACGCAUGGCCUCUGAAGACGAGGAAAACAGGCGCCGACGCGGAACAACACAGGACGCAGACAGCGACCCGGAAAGCGACUGGAUCCCGGGUCCCGUUAAAGCAAACAAAGCCACCACCACCACCACCACACGUCAAGACAAUAUCUUCGGUAUUAGGGGGUUGGAAGAUGCCAUGCAACUCGACACACCACCCAAGCGCAUCUUCGCCGCACCAUCCUCCGCAAAAGAGAAUAUGGAAAUCGAUGACUCGGACCCUUUCAUCUCCGUGUCUCCUGAACGCUCAACACAACAGUCCUCCCGCUCUUUUGACCUUCGUCUCCCCAAAGCAGCGAGUGCAGCGAGCACAUCUCUCAACCCAUCCCUCUCAACCCCCGUAUUCGCAGAAACGCCCUCCCACCAAUUCCAAGCCCAAACCCACUUUUCAACCGCCCAGCCAACCACCCAUCCUCUCCUAAGAGAAUUCUCAUACUCGUGGGAAGAAGCCGCCGCCUUGCACGAUGUUAACCCUGACCUACACACUGGUCUGGGUAAAUCGGAAGCGAAGAAACGGCUCUCGAGCGAUGCGUUUGAAGCGAAGAGGGCGUGGGAGAUUAAGAGGUUUAGGAGGGCUGGGUGUGAUUUGAGGAGGUGGGGUAAGGGGGACUUUGGGCCUAAGGUUGGUGUUGGGAGGUUAUAG